CCCAGAUUUAGGGUUUCACAAUCAGUGGUAUAGUAGCUCCACAAGAGAAGGUCACAACUGCAAACCCUAUUAGCCAACGUAUAGCCGGAGAGCAGCCACUUAUCCGCCACCAUGGGGAAGACACGUGGAAUGGGAGCUGGUCGCAAACUAAAGUCCCACCGUAGAAGGCAAAGGUGGGCUGAUAAGGCUUAUAAGAAAUCCCAUCUUGGCAAUGAGUGGAAGAAGCCAUUUGCGGGCUCCUCUCAUGCAAAAGGGAUCGUUCUCGAGAAAAUUGGUAUUGAAGCCAAGCAGCCUAACUCUGCUAUCAGAAAAUGUGCUCGAGUGCAACUGAUUAAGAAUGGGAAAAAGAUUGCUGCCUUCGUACCCAACGAUGGUUGCUUGAACUACAUUGAAGAGAAUGAUGAGGUGCUGAUUGCUGGAUUUGGUCGUAAGGGGCAUGCUGUCGGAGACAUUCCUGGAGUCAGGUUCAAGGUUGUGAAGGUGUCAGGUGUGUCUCUUUUGGCACUCUUUAAAGAGAAGAAGGAAAAGCCAAGGUCUUGAAUGUCCAGUUGGAAGACUGAGCUUGGCUGCAGGUUUUGCAGUACAUCAAGUUCUCUCAUUUUUCUUCUACACCCCCACCAUUUGUCGUUUUCAGAGUUGAGCAUUUGUUCUAUGUUUCAGUUUUGGGACAAAAUUUCUUGACUUUCUGAUACCAUAUAAUCUUGGAAUCAAUUAGAAUAGCUGCCCUCUCGAUUGUAACUCUACCAUCUUCUCUCGCAUGCUUUUAUCUUCCUUUCUUGGCUCUUUGAGUCCCUAUAUUUUAUUGGUUUGCCAAUUAGGAUGGACAUUGUUUUCCAUAUUAUUGCAUUAACUCCUCGAUUUAUCAUUA
This is a messenger RNA of Olea europaea var. sylvestris, 868 nucleotides long. Its product is annotated as 40S ribosomal protein S23. Gene Ontology annotation, molecular function: structural constituent of ribosome. The transcript has 4 exons. Gene Ontology annotation, cellular component: cytosolic small ribosomal subunit; ribosome. Bases 112 to 540 code for a protein of 142 amino acids. Lineage: Eukaryota; Viridiplantae; Streptophyta; Magnoliopsida; Lamiales; Oleaceae. Gene Ontology annotation, biological process: translation. The record is from RefSeq and is a predicted model, not a curated record.